CUGUGCGUGGGGAGCGGGGGGUGGUCAGCUGCAGUCUCCCAGCCGCGAAGGGGCCGGUCAGGAGGCCUCGCGCGGGUGCGCGCCCGGCCUGGCCUCGUGCUCCUGCUCCGCGCGGACCCCGCGCCUUCCCCGGGGUCCUGCACACUCCCCACCGUCCAGGUCCUGGCGUCGCGCCGCCUGCGGCUCGGGCUGGGCGCGCUCCAGGCGCAUUCCUGGCCGGGCGGCCCCUCCUCCUUCCCCCGCCUGGGGGCCGGCGCCUCCCUCCCGCGCCCCCACCGCUGGACCACGGACGCUGGUGGCCGCAGGCGCCCCAGGCGGCGCGCACCGGCUUAACUGCGCUCCCCUCCCAGGCGGCCGGCCGCGCUUCCACCGCCGGGACCCUGCGGGCUGGACGCACUGGGCAUUGGCUGGAUACGCUCAGCACCAGCGGGACACACUCGGCAGCAGCCGGACAGCGUCGUUCCCUCCCAGGCAGAGCGGUCCCCGCCGGCGAGAUGCGACUCCCCGGCCCCCGCGCGCUCCUCCUGCUGCUGCUGCUGCUGCUGCUCGUCGCCGGCCCGGCGCAGCUCGGCGCCCAGGUAAUGGGUCAGGUCAGACGCGGCCACACUGAGAGCUGCCUCAACAAGCAGCAGGUCCUCACGGCCAUCCGCCAGUUGCAGCAGCUGCUGAAGGUCCAGGAGACCCGCUUCGCCGAGGGGCUCCGCAACGUGAGGAGCCGGCUGGCUGCGCUCCAGAGCUCUGCCAACAGAGUGGGUCCCGACAGCCCCCCAGUUUCCUGCCCCGCUCUGAACGCCCCUCGAGACGGCAGGAAGUUUGGAAGCAAGUACUUAGUGGAUCACGAAGUCCAUUUUACCUGCGACCCCGGGUUCCAUCUGGUGGGGCCUAGCAGUGUGGUGUGUCUUCCCAACGGCACCUGGACUGGGGAGCAGCCCCACUGCAGAGAUAUCAGCGAGUGCGCCAGCCAGCCUUGCCAGCAUGGCGGGACGUGCUUAGAAGGAGUCAACCAGUACACGUGCAUCUGCCCUCCAGGAAGGACCGGGAGCCGCUGCCAGCACCAGGCCCAGACUGCCGCCCCCGAGCGCCAGGCCGACGACCCCGCCUUCAGCCGCGCGCCCCGCUGCGCGCAGGUGGAGAGGACCCGGCACUGCAGCUGCGAGGCGGGUUUCCAGCUGAGCGGCACGGGCGGCGACAGCGUCUGCCAGGAUGUGAAUGAGUGUGAGCUCUACGGGCAGGAGGGGCGCCCCCGGCUCUGCAUGCACACCUGUGUGAACACACCUGGCUCCUACCGCUGUGCCUGCCCCAGCGGGUACCGGACCCUGCCCGACAGGAAGAGCUGUGAGGAUAUCGACGAGUGCGUGAGCUCACAGCACCUGUGUCCCCGGGGGACCACAUGCAUCAACACGGGUGGAGGCUUCCAGUGUGUCAGCCCCGAGUGCCCGGAGGGCAGCGGCAACGUGAGCUACGUGAAGACUUCUCCCUUUCAAUGUGAGCGAAACCCCUGCCCCAUGGACAGCAGGCCCUGCCACCACCUGCCCAAGACUAUCUCCUUCCACUACCUGUCCCUGCCCUCCAACCUGACAACGCCCAUCACACUCUUCCGCAUGGCCAUGGCCUCGGUGCCCGGCCGACCCGGACCCAACAGCCUGCGGUUUGGCAUCGUCGGUGGGAACAGCCGCGGCCACUUCGUGAUGCAGCGUGCAGACCGCCAGACAGGGGAGCUGAUCCUCGUCCAGCCCCUGGAGGGGCCGCAGACACUGGAGGUGGACGUUGACAUGUCAGAAUACCUAGACCGCUCCUUCCAGGCCAACCACGUGUCCAAGGUCACCAUCUUUGUGUCCCCGUAUGACUUCUAAGGGUGCUUGAGCACGGGCUGUGGAGAUCUGGGCUCAUGUCUCUUCAAAGCCUCGGCUGUGGGCAUGACUGCGAGACACUGGCCCCACUGCCCACCUGCUCACCUGCCUAUGCACCAGGUGUCCCGGGCAGUGCUGCACGCUGGCCCACAGAGUUGCACAGAAGGGCAACCACAAAAUCCAAACUGCUGCCAUCGCUUCUGUUUUCUGCUUUAAGGUUGUUCCCUUUGAUUAUGCACUAAUUUUCUGAAAUCUCUUUUCCAGGGGAAUGGGCAGCUUUUGAAAAUGCUGUGUGAAUGGCACUGUGAGUCUGAACUAGCUGGGGAGGGGAGGCUCAUGUCUAUCUGAGGUGGUUGCGAGUCCUGAAUUAUGACAGUCACGCUGAGGGUCAAACUGUGCCCUGUGUGCGUGGCACAGGGUGGGUCCUCGGCCACAACCCAGUGUUCUGCUGUUGUCUGUGUCCCCUCUGUGACAUGCCUGACAGCUUUCUCACCAGAGAGGGAUGCAGGGCCCGGGACCCCCAUACUGAUUCUUCUAGACCAAGAGACCACCAUUAAAGAGUAGAUUCUGCCUGAAUUAAUUCCUUUUGAGAAAUCCUAUCUCAAAACAUAACCUGGUUUUCUAACUGAGUAAGUAAAGGCUUUUGCUUCUCCUGCUCACCUGGCCUGCCCCUGAACAUGAGCUGGCCCCGUUCCUUGUAGGAGGGAACCUCUAGCUCUCUCUCUGUCCGGUCGCACCCACUAAGAUGAAUGACUUAGAAAGAACACACAGGUGAAUGUGGGGUUGCUCCCCCAGGGGAAAUCUGGCCUGGACACAUGGGAGAUGGGUCAGCAACACCUGGCUGUGGGGAGUUUAAGAAGGUGCUUGAAUUCCAUUGGUCCCAGGCCUUCUGCUUCUGAUGAAAGAGCCAGGGGGAGAUGCCCUCCAGUGGCCGGCUAGGGGGCGGGGCGUGGGGCAGGAUAGGGUGGGAGACACCAUUCAGUUUAAAACUUAGAAGUUGGUUGAGCUCUGAGGAGGUUACAAUAUCCAAAUACACGUUAAUCUAGGUGAGAUUUCAUCACAGGUGCGUUAUUCAAAAACACUUUGUAUUUGCCUUGGUCUGAGAUGGAGCCAGAGGACGUAUGUUGCCAGGUGAGUGGUCCAUCCCACAUCAGGAUGUUUCUGGGACACUAUCCUUGUCUUCAUUUGUCAGACGAAGAGUGAGUGAUGUUUUUCUCCUCCCAUGGGUUUAGCUGUCAUCUCUGCCACAGCAGAGCCAGGGCCUGCAGAUCUGCCUCCCAGGUUGUUACAAGAACUAUUGAAACUGUAAUCCAAGCUUUGUAUUUUCCAAGUGGUGCUGUGACAGGUCAGAAGCCUGAAGGCCCCUGGGCGACACGCCAGGUGGGAGAGCCCAAGGGCCUGGCCACAUUCCUGAAAUUGAGGCGUCACCGCGGUGUGCUCCUGUUCCUUGCCAGGGCGGGGGUGGGUGCAGGUGAGGCGCGUGGAGGCUCCCCAGGACCGGACGCUCCCGACCUGCACUGUGUGACGAUGACCUGAUGACUGGGAUGCCACACAGGCCGGUCUAAAGCAGUGGUUUGCAUCCCGAGAUCUGCCCUCGCAGAAUCACAUAGGUGAUGGCUGCUCGGGCCCCCCUGUGGAUCAUGCCUGGGCCUUCUCCGGGGGUAACGCCUGACGUUCUCUCUUCUCUCUCACCUCACAUUCCCUGUGGAAGCCAACUCUCCUUUGUCCCUUCACAACCUGUGCCAGGCCAGAGUAGCUAACAGUUCCAGCAUUAAUUUGUACCCCUUUCCAAGAGACCUCGUUUCCUAGUAUUUGGCAGUGGGGUUUUUAAACUUUGUAUCAUGCACAGUUGCAAAUACGUACAGAAGCAUGUCAUGUCAUGAGCCCAUGUCCGAAUCACCAGCCUCAGUGAUUAACACACAGUCAGUCUCUUCCAUCUCUACUCUCACCCCGCCCGCCCCUCCCCCGCCCCCCCAUGACGAUUCUGAGGCAGACCCUGGACAUCACUCGUAGCAUUUCAUCUGUAAGCAUUCCAGCAUGUAUUUCUAAACCCUACGUACUUUUAACAAAGCACAACUUCAAUUCCAGUCAUACCUAAAAGUUAGCAAUACUUCCUUAAUGCCUUCAAAUAUUUCUGAAUGGCCCAUGAUUUUCUGUUUCUUUGAAUUGGGUCCAUGAUUUAUAAUUUGUGGAUAUGCCUCCUUAGUCUCCUUUCAUCUGUACAUCUUAGCAUAUGUUUGGAGAACCUGGAGGCCUAUUAGAAGACAGUGGACUGGGUCAUUUGUCCUGUAGAAUUUCUCACAGUCUGGGUUUUCUUGGAUGCAUCUCUGUUACGUCUUUUAACGUGUUCCUCUGUCCUCUCUGUUUUUUAUAUAUCAACUAGAGGCCUGGUGCAUGAACGGCCAGGGGUGGGGGGUGGGGGGAGGGAGGGACUACGAGAGGUUGGCUAGCAUGUGGGAGCACACUGACCACCAGGGGGCAGCCCCUGUGUUGAGCGUCUAUGGUCGACCAGUCAUGACAGUUGCUUAGGCUUUUAUAUAUAGAGAUGUUUAUAGAGAGAGACUUAACCAGGGUCCUGUUAGGUUUAGUUUUGUAAGACUGCUUUUUUAGUUUUGCAAGAUUACUUCCAGUGGGAGCUAUAGAAACUCUUGUUGACUCUUCUUUCCUGAUGUUAGCAGCCAUUGAUGUUUAUUGACAGAUCCAUGACUCCAUUAGGCAUUGCAAAUAAUAUUCUGGUGCUGUUGUUUAUUUUGUAUUGCUAGCUGGCACACUUUGUAAAGAGAAACCUCUUUUCAUCAAUUAUUUAGUUGUCCUGAGGUUUGGUCUGUAUAGGAAAGGCAGGCAAAUUCCUUGACUGUUUCUUCUUUGUGAGUGUCCCAGGUGGAGAAAGCGAGAAGUGUCUUGUAUGCUGAGUCGGUGAUAAACUCAUGGCGUCAAUGCAUUGCAGUUUCAGUCUUCCUGUUGCUCAGAUGGUGCUGCUCUGGCUUGGGAACUGCUUCAAGGUGGCUGAUUCCUUGUGACACGACCCUGGUGCUCUUUGAUAGUUUUGUAAUGAUCUUGACAAGAUGUUUCAAGCUCAUCUAGUCUCUUCUGUGCCACAGCCCUGAAGUCAUCCAUCUCCCCUGGGACUCUGGUUCCUUUCGGUGGGGAAUGAUAAUUAGAGAUCAAACUCUGGUGCUAGGGGUGCUCAGCGGUAGUGGUUUGGUCAUUGUUUCUUGGUUUUGUGGACAGAACGAGGAAAUAUGUACUCUUAGGUGUGUUUUUUAAGAGAAAAACACUACAUGAGUUUAUAUUGGUAUUCCCAAUUCAAGUCAAGACUGUAGCGUUUUUAAUGUAACUUCAUUGACCUUAUACCUGCUCUUUUUUCUCUCAUUUAAAAAAUCCUUCUCAAAAUUACCAAAAUAAUUACACAUUGUCUUAAAUCUUCAGAAUGACAAUGCCAAAAGUAUCACAAAAAAUAAUUACUGAAAACAGUUAAAGUCUUCUUUUGCAAUUCUUAUUGUCCGAGGGUCUAUGCCGUUAGGGAUGUCCAGUCAAGUUACUGUUUUAAAAUAACUCGGAACAGUUCCUCUCUCUGUGGUUAUACCCCAAAUUUGAAUUAGGGUUAUGGUUAUUCACUUGGUUUUGCUUAAAUUUUUAGAGACUGCUUUUUAAUUUUAAUUUUUUUUAUAAUUAGGUAAACUAUUUACAUGGUUCCAAAGUCCAAUUCACAACAUGUGCUGUAUUCAGAGAAGUCUGUAUUUUAUAUUCCCUCCAUCCUAGUAGCCUUUUCUGCCAGAGAUAAUCAAUAUCUUUUCCCAUUUUACCCCUCCACUUAAAACACUGUAAGCAGAUGGUGAAGGACAGCAUGCUGCUUUACACUUUCCUUGGUCCUACUCUUCCCCUCAAUCGUAUAUAUGGAGUAUAUUAACACCCCACAGCACCUGACAGAACGUUCUCCUAUAAAGUGCUCUGUUGUAACGACAGUGUUUAUCCAACCAGCCACCCUUGAUUGACAUUGGCGUUGUUCCCAGUCCUUUCAUAUUAAAAACAU
This is a messenger RNA of Myotis myotis, 5883 nucleotides long. It is a transcript of the gene FBLN7, whose product is annotated as fibulin 7. Gene Ontology annotation, molecular function: calcium ion binding. Bases 495 to 1853 code for a protein of 452 amino acids. The transcript has 9 exons. Lineage: Eukaryota; Metazoa; Chordata; Mammalia; Chiroptera; Vespertilionidae. The record is from RefSeq and is a predicted model, not a curated record.